AUGGCGCCUUCCACGUCCCUGUCAUCGCACGAGCGGACGAGGGUGGAAGACUAUUUGAAUGAUAAAAUACAGGUCUCUGCUGACCUUGAAAGUCUGAACUCGCUGCUGUCGAGCCUCCGCGCGCAGCAGGAGCUUCAGCGCAAGCAGCUAGCAGAAGCACAUGAAGCCCUCUCAAAUGCGACCAAGACAUCCAAUGACCACGCCGAAGCUACUCGGAAGCGUGCCGAGGCAUUCUCGGCGGAGCAGGCGGACAUCGACCAGCGCUUGAUGAUAAUUACGCAAUCGGAGACCAGCGACCAUGCGGUACGGAGACUUGAAAAGAGCAUGAAGAAGCUCCAGCGGUUGGAACUUUCUAAAGGAUACGUGGAGCUACUCAAGGAGGCCGAGGAAUUGAGUAAGGAAGCCCUGACGAAAAUAUCCACCGAGCCUCGCGACGCCUUGAAGCCGUAUGCCCGAUUGCGCAAUAUCGUAAUCGCGCUGAAGGAAGCCCAGCCUGCUGCUGAAGGCGCCGCCCCCCACCUUAUCGACUAUACGGAGAAGUUGGCGUCCGCAUUGAGACAACAGCUGAAGAACACCUUCGGGGACCGUCUUCAGAAGACACUUGAAUCGUUGAAAUGGCCGACUCGAGAGAUGAACAUCACCGAUAAACUGCUGGAACAGUGGAGACAGGAUGUCGAGCUUUUGAUCGACUUGCAAACACCGGAAUUACAAAGUCACGAGCCGUUGGCGAUUGGGCAGAGCGUCGAACCUCCAGUUCUAUUCCCAAUGGACGUGAUGGUGCAUCCUCUGGACCUCCGUUUCAAGUAUCACUUCAGUGGUGACAAGCCGACAAACCGACUGGACAAGCCCGAAUACUUUUUGUCGCACAUCAUGGACCUUAUUAACCAAUUCGGGGGGUUCUUCACUUCUUACCUGCAGCCAAUCCUUGAUGAAAAGGCGCAGUCGGCAGAUUCAGGCGUGGAGUGGAACUUUUAUAACGCACUUCAUGUUUUUAUCACCGCAUUGUUGCCAAUGCUGCGCCAGAAGAUCGACUCGUUUCUGCCCCAAAUAGCCAAUCACCCGCAAUUACUCAGUCAUUUUAUCCACGAGCUCAUGAAUUUCGACAACGAGAUCCGAGAGACAUGGAAUUAUCUUCCUGAUCCUUAUUCCGAAGACAACUGGAAAGGUAUGACCUGGGAGGUUCUCACUAAGCAGGGAUGGUACGACCGCUGGCUUCAAGUGGAGAAGGACUUUGCACUGGCUCGGUACAAGGAUAUCAUCGACACGCAGGAUAGCGGACAGAUUGACUAUGAUGGUGUCGAGAUUACCGCAACUAAACCGACCAAGGCUGCGAUUCGGGUAAACGAUCUUCUGGAAACCAUCACAGAACGCUACCAGCCUCUUGCCUCAUUCAGCCAGAAGCUGCGCUUCCUGAUUGAUAUUCAAAUCACCAUCUUCGACCAAUUCCAUGAACGCCUUCACUCCGCGCUAGAGGCUUACCUUGCCAUGACUUCUACCCUGGGCCGAACGGUACAAGGAAGCGAGGGGCAAGCCAGCGUGGAAGGCGUUGCCGGUCUUGAGCGACUGUGCAGGGUCUUUGGAAGCGCUGAGUAUCUCGAAAAGAAAAUGGAGGAUUGGAGCAACGACGUCUUCUUCGUCGAGCUCUGGUCUGAGCUCCAAGAGCGCGUUUUGCAGAACCGAGACGGGCGUAACGUGGCGGGCACGAUGUCUAUCGCUGAAGUGGCCUCGCGCACUUCGUCGGCUGUUGCCAACAAUGGGUCUUCCAACGCAUCCUCAUCGGACGGUGCUCUCUUCGAUGAAACAGCCUCAGCCUAUCGUCGUCUUCGACUCCACUCCGAAUCCAUCAUCACCUCUACUUUGAUUUCCAACAUCACCGCAGCCAUGAAACCAUACUCCCGCCUAGCUACCUGGGCAACGCUCUCCACCCCCUCAGCCAGUGCGACCCCCUCGCCACUCUCAAUGACAUCUGAAAUGGCACAUGCCAUGCGCACACUAUCCUCCCAGCUCUCCUUCCUCUCCCGAGCUCUCGGAGUAGCUCCUUUAAGACGAGUCACACGACAAGUUCUUCUCUCAAUCCAGACCUAUGUCUGGGAUAAUGUGAUAACAAGGAAUACAUUCUCCUCCACCGGUGCAGCUCAGCUGGCCAGCGACAUCGAACACUUAUGUAGCGUGGUUGAUACCACCCUCGGCGUAGCUGGGCAAGUGGGUGGCUCGUUACGAACUAUGAAGAAGCUCGGCGAAGUACUGCGUAUUCUCAACCUGAGUGCCGCGACUGAACAAACGGAUGAAGAAGCUGGUAUGGGACUAUGGGAUGUGGAAAAGAGGCUAUUCAAAGAUAAUGAGAGUGCUCGGGCUGUGCUUGCUGACCUUGAGAUUGAGGGGCUGAGUGAAGCUGAGGCCCGAUCUGUGCUGGAGCGACGAGUUGAGAUUGGUAAUUAG
This is a messenger RNA of Penicillium atrosanguineum, 2439 nucleotides long. Its product is annotated as RINT-1 family protein. The transcript is spliced from 5 exons. The coding region runs from base 1 to 2439 and encodes 812 amino acids. Gene Ontology annotation, cellular component: Dsl1/NZR complex. NCBI's taxonomy places the organism in Eukaryota, Fungi, Ascomycota, Eurotiomycetes, Eurotiales, Aspergillaceae. The record is from RefSeq and is a predicted model, not a curated record. Gene Ontology annotation, biological process: retrograde vesicle-mediated transport, Golgi to endoplasmic reticulum; endoplasmic reticulum to Golgi vesicle-mediated transport; regulation of ER to Golgi vesicle-mediated transport.